Molecule: messenger RNA, 1670 nt
Organism: Notolabrus celidotus (New Zealand spotty)
Lineage: Eukaryota; Metazoa; Chordata; Actinopteri; Labriformes; Labridae
Gene: ube2v1
Product: ubiquitin-conjugating enzyme E2 variant 1
Exons: 4
Coding region: 88-525 (145 amino acids)
Biological process (GO): protein K63-linked ubiquitination; DNA damage tolerance
Cellular component (GO): nucleus
Source: RefSeq, a predicted model, not a curated record
UAUACACAAAUACAAAAAGACUUCCUUGCGGGCGGACGCGCGCACAUCAUCAUUGUGCGUGCGCGCUUCCGUGAGGCAGAGACGAAAAUGGCGACCCCAAAUCCCAUUGUAGUUCCCCGCAACUUCCGGCUGCUGGAGGAACUGGAGGACGGUCAGAAGGGUGGCGGCGAUGGUAUCGUGAGCUGGGGCCUGGCAGACGACGAUGACAUGACGCUAACUCACUGGAAUGGCAUGAUCAUCGGCCCGGCAAAGACUGUCUUCGAAAGCAGAAUCUACAGUCUGAAAAUAGAAUGUGGAAACAAAUACCCAGACCUCCCUCCUCUUGUCCGCUUUGUGAACAAGAUCAACAUGACCGGGGUACACAACUCAAACGGUGCGGUGGACAUAAAGGUAGUGACCUCACUGUCCAAGUGGAAAAACUCCUUCAGCAUCCGGACCGUCCUGCAGGGGCUUAGACAGCACAUGACGACAAAAGAGAACAACAGGCUGUCCCAGCCGCCUGAAGGCCAGGUGUACGGCAACUGAGGCUCCUGCUGCUCCCCCCCAGCUCAUCACAUGCGCGCACACACACACACACACAAACACACACACACACACACACACAUUAUCACACAUACACAAACACAGUCACACAGAGCAUCCUUAACACUUAACACUGAUUCUACCACUUUCAAAAAACAAAAGCAUCAUGUAAUCCAAGACUCUUGAGUCCCUCUUCCUUACUGGGAGGCUCCUAACAGAGGGAAGGAUGUACGGGGGAACCCGACGUCCUCAACCAGUGCCCAAUCAUUCUUACAAAACAAGAAUACUGUACAUCCAACUAAUGUUAUUUUUUAUUAUCUUUGUGUUCUACAUCCUGAUUGUAAAAUAACAAAUGACCUGAUUGAGUGUACCAAUCUUGUGUGUGUGCGCUGGAUUCUUCUUCACAGUUGGUCCCUGCGGUCAACUCGUCACUCGGCAAAACAGAUCCGCUUCAACUGACACGUUAAAUGUUUGAACCAUUCCAAUUUGUAUUUUAAACAAAGAGAAAUGCAGCCGAUCCCCCUGAAAGAUGACAAAAGUACCCCAAACAAAGCUUUGCUUCAAUUCCCAGCCAGCAUUAGCCUCAAAUUCCCCUGCUUCUGCAAUCCCGACGAUGUGAAUUUGACGGGUCUCUCUUAAACAAGUGCAUGUCCGGUACUUGGGGAUAAACUGCUACUAGACAUUCAGCGGCAUAUGUAUCAACAAGGCACUACUGGCUCAUCACUCAUGUUCUCAGACUUGUCUUCUGUGUGCCAUAUGGUUCAUAGCGCUUGUGAUAGUGAUUGAUUAUUAGCAGCCAGUGGGAAGGGGUGGGGGGAAGGGAGAGGGAUGGGAGGGAGGGGGGGUCUACAGGUCAUUGUACUUUCUCUCUUCAGAGAACUAGAGUCUGAUUGCAGGACCACCACUGUACUUUGGUCCAUGCGGAGCAGGAGGAGCUGUGAUUGUUCUUAUUUGUUGUUUUUGGUUUUUGUUUUGGUUUCUCUCUUCUCUGGGGCGAGCUGAGUCGUCUCAUCUCUCAUACAGUAAAAAUACCCACUGAAUGCAAUGUAUGGAUUUGGAUGUUUAUUUUAUAACAAGGGUUGAAUCUAAUCAGGGUGAUGGUGACCUAUUGCAUGGUUUUAUUUGAAUUAAAUGUUAUUACUUUUGCA